CCACAACGACGACAUACGUCCAUUCGCUGUGUAUACGUGCGCGCGUGUUUGCUCGUGGUGGUCUCACGUUGCGUUCACCUACUCGUGCGUGAUUUUUGUAUUUCGCGUAUUCUUCUGUGUGGUGCGGUGUGUCCGGUGAAUCCGGUCACAGAUUCGCAAGUUCUAUCUUUCUCCUCCUUCUCCGCUCUUGCCCGUUGAAAGGGUGAGACCGACGCGAUGUCCUCUCUGAAGGACGAUAAAGUGCCGUGCGCCCGGCUCUGCCACAUCGCCAAGUGGGACGACUUCCCGGGCUACGGCUUCAAUCUGCACGCGCAGAAAGGCAAAAACGGCCAGUUUAUCGGCAAGGUGGAUGAUGGUUCGCCGAGUCAGGCGGCCGGUUUGCGCCAGGGCGACCGGAUAAUUGAGGUGAACGAGAUUGACAUCGCGAACGAAACGCACAAUCAGGUGGUCGAACGCAUCAAGGCAUUCGCCAACGAAACUAAACUGCUAGUAGUCGACCAGGAGGCCGAUGAUUACUUCAGGGAGAAUAACAUCGUCAUCAAGGGCACCAUGCCUAAUAUCAAGGUGAUCAAGACGCCGGAGAAAAAUCCCAACAGCGUGGAAGACCGUUCUGAUGGCAGCUCCGUUGACGAGAGCACACAAAAAUCUAUAAGCUCCAACAAUACGGCGAAUAGCGACAGCACUAUCGUAGCACAAACGACGACCAACAACAGCAACGAAUCCAAUAUGCGGGAAAACGGCAACGGUGGCGUGAACCACGUGCACGGCACAGGUAAUGGUAGCGUGGCGAGCGGCGGUAGCGCAAACAGCGAGUCGCAAUCCCAGGGUCUGAAUCUGAAGAUGAGCGCGAAGGAGCUGAGGGCCCAGCUGGCGGCGCGCAAAAAAUACGACCCGAAGAAGGAGUCGAUCGGCUUCAAGGACAAAUUCGACAUCGUGCAGAAACUGUAGACGCAUCCCCACAUCUUUCCUCAAGUUAGUAUCCUUAUUCCUUUAUUAUUCCUUCCUUUUCUCGCGUUAUCGUCGUUUUUUUCGAUACAACGACGACGACGCGUCCCUUCCUGCGAUAGAACACACAUCGUUGCAACCGAUCAAAUUAUUGUUGUUGUAAUAAAUACACCGAUGCGCCGUUAUUUAGACUAUCGCAGACGCCGAGUGUCGAUGUCGAUAUUAUAACAUUUAAUACGCUCAUUCGCAGCGAUGAGGAAUGCUGCGACGAGUAUUAGGAUAGGAUAAGGAGAUAAUAUUGUUUGCGCAAGUACAUUGUUGAUUUUCGGUUUACACGAAAGCAAACUUACAUGUGCAAUCUUUGUCGUGUUCGCGCCAGAACUUACGGCAGAUUGCGAGUCACCGGUUUAUCAAUGUUUAACGUAGAGCUAUAACGAAGACGAUUGUUUCUUGACGAAAGUUGCGCGAAAGUUAUUCAAAAUUAUUAUUUUUUUAUAGUUAUUAUAGUUAUACAUACUUGAAUAUCUAUUAUGUUUAUUUUUUUUUGUUUUUGAAACAAUAAUUUAGUUUUUUAAAGAUGUUCCUGUUGUAAAUAAUUGCAACACUUUCCGAUGUGUAAUUAGUAAUGUAAAUCUUAUUUCUUUCCACUUGAUUACUCACGAAUGUCGUCAUAUUCACUUCUAAGCACCAUCCGUUAAAUUCGGGAGAUCCGUUUGCCGCUUCUUCCCAUGACUUUCUCCGGCAAGAAUUUAUCGCCGUCGACUGAUGUAAUACUUCUCUCGAACGUUGCGAUCAUAUGAAUUCUUCGUCGGCGGAAGAUAAUUACAAAUCCUCAAAUCAAGAAUAUAAAAACAACUUAUAAUACACAUAUCCGUCAAGCAUUUUGACAAAUUGGAAAUUUAUUGACAUCUAAAUUUUAUUGCUCUAGCUAAAAGUAUGUUUAAAAAAAUGUAGUGAGUCAAUG
Molecule: messenger RNA, 1909 nt
Organism: Linepithema humile (Argentine ant)
Lineage: Eukaryota; Metazoa; Arthropoda; Insecta; Hymenoptera; Formicidae
Product: Na(+)/H(+) exchange regulatory cofactor NHE-RF1
Biological process (GO): protein localization to plasma membrane
Cellular component (GO): apical plasma membrane
Molecular function (GO): protein-membrane adaptor activity; protein binding
Source: RefSeq, a predicted model, not a curated record